Molecule: messenger RNA, 1885 nt
Organism: Angiostrongylus costaricensis
Lineage: Eukaryota; Metazoa; Nematoda; Chromadorea; Rhabditida; Metastrongylidae
Source: the annotation of a GenBank genome assembly
UUGAGAAUUUUUGUGGAGGUGUGGAUUUAAGAAAUCAUUUUUCGUCUUACUCUAGUUAAGAAUCGUUGCAUCGGUGGGUGGCGGUUGUGUUGGAACAACGUUGUCACGAAGUUUUGAUCCUGAACUAGGCUUGGAGAACCUGGCUGAAACUAAGCACAACGUAAUGACUAGAAACGCAAGAGCCGGUGCUAUGGACAAGCAGCUAAAGCCAAAUAAACAAACAAAGGAUCGGCUAGAGGCAAUUAUAAAGUUACCAUCUUCACAAUCGCUUAGCCGUGAGCAACGAGAUCUUGUGUGGAAAUUUCGCUACUUUCUACAAGCUGAUCAUCGAGCGCUCAACAAAUUUCUACGUUCAGUAAAUUGGGAACAACCCACUGAAGAACAACACGCCCUGGCGUUACUCAAUGAUUGGACUCCUAUAGAAGCAGAAGAUGCAUUGGAACUUUUGUCACCAGCGUUUACUCACCCAGAUAUCAGAUGCUAUGCAGUUUCAAGAUUAUUUGAUGCUGCCUCUCCUGAGCAGGUAUUGCUUUACUUGCCCCAGCUGGUGCAGGCACUCAAAUAUGAGCCGCUACCUACGACCGAUGCUGCCAUUGUUGAGCAGAUAGAGGUUUACUGUAGAUUUGCAACUCUGCAGACCGACGAUUUAAUGAAUUCUGAUCACAACUUCUUGUUCGUAAACGCUUCAUCCAGAUAUGCUACUGGUUAUCCGAAAGUCGCAAAUUUCUUAUUCUGGCACUUGAAAGUCGAGGCGGAGGCUACUCGUAAAACUGAUGAAGCUUUAUCAUCGUUUCAAAAUUUGUGUUAUUUUUUUCCUCGAAAUGUUCAAUUUGUCGAAGAUCUGAAGAAUCUGAUGAAUGAAGCAAAAAGCAAACAUAGUCGUCGCGAUCUCCGUCAGUCAGCACUUUGUACACUACUAGCGAACGCCCGACAUAUGAAAGAAUUACGCGGUCUUCAUCUACCCCUAGAUCCUAGUGUGAGGCUGGCUAGUGUAAUGCCCGACUCCGCAGUGCUUUUUAAUAGUGCUAUGAUGCCCGUUAAGCUCACAUUUCGAACGAUAACUGGUUCAGAUGCGAAUAAGGAAUACACACUUAUCUUCAAGCAGGGCGAUGACCUGAGGCAAGAUCAACUGGUCAUACAGAUGUUCCGUCUAAUGGAUAGUCUUUUCAAAAAAGAUCAACUUGAUUUGAAAUUAACUCCAUAUGCUGUACUGUCAACUGGCGUAAACGAAGGAUUUGUACAGUUUGUUAAAGCGAGGCCACUUCGUGAAAUUAUUAACACUUAUAAACGGUACAAUACAGAUAGUAUAAAGGAAGCGAUGAAAGAAGCACGUCCGGACGCUAAUGGUCCUAUGGGAAUAGAAGCUGAUGUAGUGGACAAUUAUGUACGCUCUUUGGCUGGCUACUGCGUGAUGUGUUACGUUCUUGGUGUUGGCGAUCGUCAUCUGGACAAUUUGCUAUUGUGUGAAAGCGGUCGUUUAUUUCACGUGGAUUUUGGAUUCAUACUUGGACGCGAUCCGAAACCAUUACCUCCACCGAUGAAGUUGACGAAUGAAAUGCUACAAGCAAUGGGCGGAAUUAAAAGUGAUCAUUUUCGGCAUUUUUGUAUGCAUUGUGACUCGGCUUACCGUAUACUACGCCGACAUGCUAAUGUUAUUUUAAACUUAUUCUCUCUUAUGCUAGAUGCUGGAAUUCAGAAUAUCUCAGAAGAACGGGACAAAGCUGUUUUCAAGGUCAGUGAACAACGUCUAAGGCUUGAUCUGAGUGACGAAGCGUCUUCUAUGCACAUCUUUGGAGUGAUCGAAACAAGCAUGAACUUCCUCAGCAUGAAUGUUGGCAUCGUAAUGGACGUGUUGCACGAAUUGAGGCAAAAUCUCAGCUGGUAG